Messenger RNA from Scatophagus argus, 1216 nucleotides. Its product is annotated as ADP-ribosylation factor-like protein 6. Gene Ontology annotation, biological process: cilium assembly; protein localization to cilium; vesicle-mediated transport. The transcript is spliced from 8 exons. Bases 278 to 859 code for a protein of 193 amino acids. Gene Ontology annotation, cellular component: cytoplasm; axoneme. Gene Ontology annotation, molecular function: GTP binding; GTPase activity. NCBI's taxonomy places the organism in Eukaryota, Metazoa, Chordata, Actinopteri, Scatophagidae. The record is from RefSeq and is a predicted model, not a curated record.
UGGGGGUUUGGAAAGCUUCAUACUCCACGAUCAGGUCACCAGGUGGUUCACUGAGCUUAAUUCUCCCUAAUAGGAUUACUUGUCACAAGCUGGGAUGCCCAGGCGGCAUGUCAGCUGGUGACACCACCCACAGCAAGUACAAGGAACACACUACCCACAGCUAUGUUUAUCACUGUUGUUUGAGAAUUUGCAGAUUUAGUGUGUUUUAUUUCCACUAGUCACACCAUCCAUGGGGUAAUGUAUUAACUUUUUAAUGGUGUAGCAUCAGUCAGGUCUAAUGGGGCUUCUGGAUAAACUGACGGGCUGGCUCGGCCUCAGGAAGAAGGAGGUCAACGUUUUGUGUUUGGGACUGGACAACAGCGGCAAAACUACCAUCAUAAACCAACUCAAACCUCCUAAUACGCAGGCACAAGAAAUAGUCCCAACAAUUGGCUUCAACAUUGAAAAGUUCAAGAGCUCAAGCCUGUCUUUCACAGUCUUUGAUAUGUCCGGGCAGAACAGAUACAGAAACCUGUGGGAGCAUUACUACAAAGAGAGCCACGCCAUCAUAUUUGUCAUCGACAGCGGUGACAAGCUGAGGAUGGUUGUCGCCAAAGAGGAACUAGAUACUGUUCUCAGUCACGAAGAUAUCCGCUGCAAAAAGAUACCAAUAUUGUUCUUUGCUAACAAGAUGGAUCUGCAGGACGCCAUGUCUUCUGCCAAGGUCUCACAGAUGUUGUGCUUGGAGACCAUCAAAGACAAACCCUGGCACAUCUGUGCCAGCAAUGCUAUCAAAGGAGAAGGCCUCCAGGAAGGACUGGACUGGCUGCAAGAACAAUUUGGACAAUCAUAUCAAAACAAUGAACACGUGAAUGACUGAAAUGUCUGGACAGAACUGGACAGGCCAGUGGAUCUCAUUCACCGGUUGGAGAGUAUUCAUCACACUUGGUGUCGUAGGCCUUAAAACUUCCCGUGCUGUUUGACACCAUGUUUCUUUGAAAAAAAAGAUGAAAAAUCCUGCUAAUAAAAAAGCAGCCACCAGUAGCUAAUAACCUGUCUGAAAGUCUGAAAAACAUACCAUAAACUGAAAAUAUCCAUAUUUUUUCUGUAACAUUUUUUUUUAUUAUUAUUAUUUGAGGCUGCUUCUUUUUUAUUUCAUGACACAUGCUUUGAUUUAUAUCAACAACUGAACUUUUUGGUUUUUUUUUCCAAAAAUGCUGUCACUGCUGGAUAUUGU